Messenger RNA from Gaeumannomyces tritici R3-111a-1, 1176 nucleotides. Its product is annotated as dihydroceramide delta(4)-desaturase. The transcript is spliced from 2 exons. Lineage: Eukaryota; Fungi; Ascomycota; Sordariomycetes; Magnaporthales; Magnaporthaceae. Gene Ontology annotation, biological process: ceramide biosynthetic process. Gene Ontology annotation, cellular component: membrane. The record is from RefSeq and is a predicted model, not a curated record. Gene Ontology annotation, molecular function: sphingolipid delta-4 desaturase activity. The coding region runs from base 1 to 1176 and encodes 391 amino acids.
AUGGCCCCCUCCUCCGUGACCGUGACGUCGGCCCCGGCCGCGUCCAAGCGGAAGAAGGCCAGCAACGGCGGCGCCAAAGCGGCGGGCGCCGAAGCGGACCCGGUCGAGUCGCAGGCCGAGUACAAGGACUUCUUCUGGACCUACACCGAGGAGCCGCACCGGACGCGGCGCCUGGCCAUCAUCAAGGCGCACCCCGAGGUCACCAAGCUGUGCGGGCCCGAGCCCCUCACCAAGUACGUGGUCGCGGGCGUGGUGGCGCUGCAGGUGUCGCUGGCGCUCUACCUGCGCGACGCCGACUUCUGGUCGCUCAAGUUCUGGGCCGUCGCAUACGUCUUCGGCGCCACCGCCAACCAGAAUCUGUUCCUGGCCAUCCACGAGAUCUCCCACAACCUGGCCUUCCGCUCGCCCAUGGCGAACCGCCUGCUCGCCAUCUUUGCGAACCUGCCCAUCGGCGUCCCCUACAGCGCCUCUUUUAGGCCAUACCACCUGACCCACCACAAGUCCCUCGGCGUCGACGGCCUCGACACGGACCUGCCGACCGCCCUCGAGGCCGUCUUCUUCGACUCCAUCCUCGGCAAGGCCUUCUUCUGCACCUUCCAGAUCUUCUUCUACGCCCUGCGGCCCAUGUUCAUCUUCCGCGUGCCCUUCACGGGCAUCACGCUGCUCAACCUGGCCGUCCAGCUGUCCUUCGACUACUGCCUUGUGCACUUCACGGGCUCGUGGCGGCCGCUCCUCUACCUUCUCCUGUCCUCGCACCUGGCCGGGUCCCUGCACCCGCUGGCCGGCCACUUCAUCGCCGAGCACUACGUGUACGAGACGGUCGCGCCCGAGGCGCGCGACCCGGACCGCGCCAUCCCCGUGCCCGAGACCUUCAGCUACUAUGGGCCCCUCAACUUCCUGACGUACAACGUCGGCCUGCACAACGAGCACCACGACUUCCCCGCUGUGCCCUGGACCCGCCUGCAUAAGCUCAACCGCAUCGCGUCCGAGUUCUACGACGACCUCCCCCGCCACCGGAGCUGGACCUACGCCAUCUGGCGCUUCAUCUGGGACGACUCCAUCGGCAUGCGCUGCCGCGUCAAGCGCAAGGAUGGCGGCCGCCUCGUCGGCGCCGCCGGCCAGAAGGGCAAGGUCGCCGCCGUGGCGGACUGGAAAGAGGAUGAGCUGCAGUCGUGA